UAAAGCCAAUAUUGGCCAUGGAAUCAAUGUAAUUGCACGAUAAUAAUUGUAUUAUAUAUUUAUAUUGGCAGUGUAUUGGUCAAUAUUUACCAAUGUAAUGAGAAUAUUGGUCUAAUAUUGAUACAAUAUUGGGAAUACUAGAUUUACAUUACUUGCCAAUAUCGCGCCGAUAUAUUGUGCUACUAGGCUUUUGGAGAUUAGGCCUCUUCUCGCCGACAUUUUUGCAAGAGGAAUGAAAUUCAUAUCAGCGGCGAUACAUUGGCAGAUUCUAAAAAGAAACAAGCUAGGUAUCUGUACCAUCCGCGUGGCGAGACAGCAACGCUCGUCACGCUGUAAAGAAAAAUCCUAUGUAAGAUCUCUCGCUGUGCGUUUUUGUAAGGAAACUGAUUUUGUAGAAAAAGAGAGAGGACGAAUUUGUUGAAAAAUAAAACUCGAUUCGUCAGAAUUCUGCGAGCUAACGAGUAAAAGGCCCCACCGAUUCUAGCCAGAUUGACCGAGUCGCUUUUAUUGUUGCAGGAACAGUGCCGCGCGAACGACUGUUCUGGACAAAAUGUAUACGCGCGCGCGAUCUGUCAAACUCCGCGCACGCAUCAGCUGAUUUCAGAACGCAUCCCGCGAGGCUGCGGUGAGACGCGCAUAACCUAGAGACCGCCCGUUGAAAUGAGAAGAGGGCCCUUGCUCGUCCGUCGCUCUAUUUAUCGCUCAAUUUUGCGCGUAAUGAACAACGCCAAUUAAUACGAGUGUCGUACAGGUUGGCUUAUGCGGUUUCGUCCCAAGAGCGCGGGCAAAGGUGAAGAUGGUAGAUAUAAAGAGCAAUCCUCCCGUCGUCGGGGAGAACGACUCGCAUUACGAGUCGAGGAUACGAGCAAACAGUUCCGGCACGGGCACGUCGACGCCGUCGUCCUCCUCGGACUACAUGACGGGAGAGGCAGAUGACAGCUCCGACAGCAAGGCGACUAUACCGUUCAGCUUGAGAUCGGUGGAGACCAUGCUCUCAUUGUCCAAGGACGCCUCUCAGGAGGAUCUUCAAGAGAUGGUGCGCAAGUGCAAGGUGAUGGUGUUGGAGAGCGCCGAGUGCUCGGACGAGCGCAAGUGGCUCGUCCGGCGGCUGAUCGAGUUGCGUUUGCGCGUGCAGGAGCUGCGCGAGACCUCGGACGAGAAUCUCUUCGAGACGCGCGUUAUCCUCGGCCACCACUUUGUGCCGCAGAAGUACUGCUACACCACGUCCAGCCCGGUUUAUUGCGACCACUGCAGCGGCGCGAUCUGGAUGAUGCUGCAGUCGUGGUACAUGUGCAACGAUUGCAAGUUCAGUUGCCACUGGAAGUGUCUGAACAAUGUGUGCCGCGUGUGCGUGCACGUGGUCGCCAGCGAAGCCGGCGGAUACACGCACACUAAGGACAUCUGCCCGGAGAGAGGCCUCUCGAAGCAGGGCUACCGCUGCGCGGAGUGUAAAGUGCGAAUAACAUUCACUUUCUCGAAAGGAUUAUCUCUAUCUUGCUUCGGCAGUUCCUUUAAGAGUACAGAAUCGGCGUGGGUAGAGCCUCGACUCUGCGACUACAGCGGUCUCUAUUACUGUCAGAGAUGCCAUUGGAACACAGCCAUGGUCAUUCCCGCGAGAGUGAUCAGAAAUUGGGACAUGGAGCCGCGUCUGGUGUCCCGCGCCGCAGCGCAGCUUCUGAUGCUCCUGGAGGAUCGUUCCGUAUUGCCGCUGGAAGAAUUAAAUCCAAAACUCUUUACCCUGGUCCCGGAUUUAUCGCUUGUAAAACGAAUGCGAGGGGAAAUGCAGAUGAUGAAGAGGUACUUGGUUCUGUGCGUGGAAGCUUGCACUCAAGGAUUACCGUGGAAGAUUGGAUUGCGCACACACAUGAUCGAGAAUUCAGGUAACUAUUCCGUCAAAGAUCUCAUCGAUCUUCAGAGCGGCAUCCUCCUGGACGAGCUUCGUGCCGCGUACGAUACGAUGCACGCGCACAUUACGCAGCAGUGCGAGCUCUGCAAGGCAAGAGGACACCUAUGCGAGAUAUGCAGCAACGAUGAAGUAAUUUAUCCAUGGGAUGCAAGCUCGGUUAUCUGUCAGCAAUGCUCGGCAGUGCAUCAUCGUGUUUGUUGGGCGAAGCGCAAUCAUUGUUGUCCACGGUGCGCACGUUUGCAAAAACGUCGCGCUCUACAGGGACAAAUGAUGCAUGAUGGGGAAGACUGUGAUACGGAUGAUACUGCAAAGGACUCCUGAACGAAAGCGCGAAAAUUGCAAAGGGCGAGUACGCGGUAAAAUAUUCGUACAAUCGUGUAACAAUUUAUACUUUGUACCUGUUAUUUUUUUAAGCGAAUCUAAUCGAUAGCAGGUUGUAAUUUUUAUAUAUUACCAUAUUUGUUAAAGGUUGUAUAGCGGUUUUUCAAUUACAAAUUUAUAAUUGUAUCGUGUGAUUUUUGUAAUGCACGGUCUAAUCGGUAACAUGAAGUCACCUUAUGCAUACACAGCCAUAUUUUUUAAAUAAUUGUGUAAACUUGUCUCGCAAUGCGCAGAGUAUCACAGUCGUGAAUGUAGUGAGGGCAAACGAAAUACUCAUUCAUUAAACGCUGCGGGUUAAUUGCAAUAUUGCACUUUUAUGUUUUAGAAGAAUGUUUAUUAGCAAUACAUUGUCUGUCACAUUCUACAAGUAUGUAAUGCAUUUUAAUCUAUAUGGAAAUCAUAACGAACUGGAUAAACUGAAAAGAGGAGGCAAGCAAAUAUGAUCUACGCCAAAUUUGUCGCUUGUCAAUGCACAUUACCAGUUAUUUACCCGUAUUUUUACCACACAUUAUUCGAUGAAUGUCAAUUGCGAAUUUUUAUCUACUGUCUACAUAGAUAAUGUUGCGUGAUAUAUGUUUCUAGCAGAAUUCUCCUUGGGGCCCACACUUGUUACAUUUGUUUAUCGCAAAUGUUUAAUGAUAAAUUUAAUACCGUUCAGUUUGUCAUUGGGCUAUUCGAUCUGCUUCCGCCUGCGCCCUGGUAGAAUUAAGUAUCGGCGGUAUUUAAGCGAAGAGUCAAGUUAUCGGGACCAGUUUGCGUCACCAGUUGGUUGUAGUCAGGUAAGCACAUUGCAUCGUGACACUUUUCACAGAACAGCGAGUAAACGUGUCCUCGAAAAGGAUGUUUUGAAACUUGCUAAUUUAUUAAUUUAGUAUUUGUAUCGACUUGAAUAAAUCUCAUCACGUUAUUUUUUUAAUUGUUAGAUUUUGAAAAAGAAAGUAUAAUAACGUUUUUCAAACAUUUGUUAUAGCUUUAUUCCAAACUAGAAUAUGUACACGUACAAUCCCCAAUGUUCCAAACGCAAAAUACAGUUUUAUAGUUGUAUUUGAUAAUAAUAUAUUAUCUUUUUACGGCUAGGCGGAAUCUUUAGUGCCUAAUAACAUUUGUUUUUUGCAUUCAACUGAGCAAACUGCGCACCGAUAACUUUUGGUCUUAAAACACAGUCUGAAUUGAAGUCGAAAUAAUACAUAAUUAAAUUGAUAAUUAAUUGAAUAAUGAUAUUCAAUAAGUAUCCUUCAGAAAAGGAUCAUUAGAAUUUAUUGCGAAAAAUAUUAUCCCAGCCAAGACAUUUUGUAUUAUUUGAGGCCGAUAUAUACGCUGUAUUACUUUUUGUAAUUAUCUGCUGUUCUCAAUUUAUGAUAAUUAAAAUAUCAGUGUGCUACGACAAACAAGUUUAACAACAAUAACCAUUUUUUAUAAACUUAUUUAAAUAUCAAACGUUAUUGUAAUUGUAAUAAUUAACUAGAUGCUUGUAUUAUGAAAGAAAUAUGUAUUAUUUUUUCGCUUCUCAGGAAAGGUAGAUCUGUAUUAAGCAAUAAUACAUCAAAUACUAACGAAAGACAGACAAUAGAAAAUAAACUCGACAUACAGGUAAA
This is a messenger RNA of Vollenhovia emeryi, 3882 nucleotides long. RefSeq names its product differentially expressed in FDCP 8 homolog (gene DEF8). The coding region runs from base 797 to 2227 and encodes 476 amino acids. The record is from RefSeq and is a predicted model, not a curated record. NCBI's taxonomy places the organism in Eukaryota, Metazoa, Arthropoda, Insecta, Hymenoptera, Formicidae. The transcript is spliced from 8 exons.